Messenger RNA from Callorhinchus milii (elephant shark), 3083 nucleotides. Its product is annotated as E3 ubiquitin-protein ligase TTC3. The transcript has 16 exons. Lineage: Eukaryota; Metazoa; Chordata; Chondrichthyes; Chimaeriformes; Callorhinchidae. The record is from RefSeq and is a predicted model, not a curated record. Bases 1 to 2979 code for a protein of 992 amino acids.
AUGUGGAUGAACUCUGCAGGGUCCUUUAUGGUACCGGAAUAUCUUCGCGACCAGUUGGAGGAGUUUGAAGAUAACCGUGACCCAACCCGUGAAAGCCUAUAUGAUUAUUUUUCCCAAAUCCUGGAGGAGCACGGACCGCUGGCGCUGGACGACCCGCUCCUGGUCAGCGAGUUUGAGAAUUUCCCGGGAGAGACCCAGGAGCUGGUGUGCAAAGCCGGAGGCCUGAUGUCCUUCCUCCUGGAAUCCCUGCGUUUUGUGAUGAUGAAGGGGAUGGUGGGGCUGAUGAAGCACGCCGUGAUGAUGAAGAGCACGGCCGCCUAUCAAGAGCCUUCGGAAGCCCCCAGCGACCCCCCCAGGACGGUGGCUCACCUGAACCCAGCAGCUAAGGAAUUUAAACCCAUAUCUUCACAACAAUCCCAAGUGGCGUUUCCGCUGACUACUUAUUCCCUAACCGAUGAGGAAAACUUUAACAGACAUUAUAGCACCGACCAGGGGACUGAUACUUCAACUGAUAACGUAUAUUACUCUAUUAAUGCAUAUUCUGAUUUAAAGCCAGGGGUUUUAAAGCCUCAUUCAUCCAUCUAUAAACCGAACACCAGCUGUCCUGAGGUGGAUCAUUAUUUAAUCUCUUCUACAUCGCUGCCCGGCACAGACUCCUCAUUCUGCGUCCUCUCCACAUCUCGCUCUUCCCCAGUACUGCCCGUUUUUGCCAUAGGACAUGACAUCUCUAACUAUAAUUAUGUAUUUGACUCUCUCGACCAUCGUGGGGAGCUGGGUUCAGGAUCGUAUGAUGACGGGACUGGCCCGUUGCCCACAUCAGGUGACGAUGCGUCAUUAAUAAAUUUAUUUGAGGGGACGUUUGCCCCCCCGGGCGCUAACCCCUGUGUGUCAAAAAGGACAAAAGGAGGUGGUGAGGAGUCGAAUAGUUCCAGUAACCAAACGAAGAAUGGGUGUAAACCGAGACCAUUACUAAGGACUAUAGGGUACAGGUGGGCUUUUAAAGAUCCCGUAGCACUAUCGGAAAGGAGAAGGACAGUUUCCCCCAGGUUGACAAUCCCCCAGGUUUAUCAGGAAUCCUCGAGUCAUGUCAAAGUCAAUACAGAUCCAUUUCAACCCUUUGAAAAUCAGCAGGGGGAUAUUUUGAGGAUUGAGAAAGAGCACAACGUUCUACAGAAGCAGCUGCGAGAAGCAGAGGAAAAGUACAAACAACUCUCUGUCCGCAGCCUGGAGGAGGUCAGUGCGCUGGAGGCAGAGGUGGCCCAACACGUCCAGAGAAAUGAGCUGCUCAAAUCCGACCUUCAGUGCUUCCGCCAAGCCGCAGAGAGCGAAGCCAAGCGAGGGCAGCUGGAGCGACGAGAAAACCAGGAAAGUUUAAAGCUGCUGAAAUCCAGGAGCAAAGAGCUUGCCAAAAUGAACGAAAUGUACAGUCAAAAUAUUGAGGAAAAGAUCCAGCUGUGUGAAAAAUGCGUUGAAGAAUUUGAGGAGAUAAGUAUCCAGUCUUCAGUAGAAAAGAUAAAGUUGGAAGACGCUACUAAAAAGAAUCAUCAACCAUGUCAGAAUAUUACUAAGAGGGCGACUGAGGCAGAGGUGUCUGUGCUGCAGAACUGGCAACGCGUAGGAUUAUUUUUCCACCACAAGGCUGUAGAGGAUGCGAAAAGCCACCUGAAUAGAAUGAAAACCAUGGCCUCCAGUAACCUCUCCUCAGCUAUCCCUCAGCUACACGUGUCCCUGGCUGCCUGGGAGACCUUCCUGUUGCAAGUCAGCAUUCAAAUCCAGCAAACAGAGAACCGAUUCGAAGAUCAGAUAAAGGCAGUGAACGGCGGAAUCCCCCUCGGCAGCCUCAACCCGGUGUUCAUCCCCAGCCUCCCAUCAGGACCAGCCAACACACUGCUGUUUGACAAGCCGCCCAUCGAUGAUCCCGCCAUCAUACACUAUUCGUCAUCGUCGUCGACUGUCCCGUUCCACAUGCAGCAAAUGUCAAUGUCACACAUACAAGCGCAGACCUCAGCCUUUCCGCAGGCCUCCUCCAGCUCCGCCUCCUCCACCUCUCUGAUGAAUCUCCUGAACGUACCUCCUGCUUCACCCAAAGCCCCCGGGCCAACAAAUCCAACCCACCAAACCCUAACCCCUGUGCCGCCCCUGGCCAAACCCAUGCCCUGCGUCUUCAACGAGGGGACAGGGAAGGCCUGGCCGGACCUGCUGCCCGGCUUCCAACCUCAGCUUCUUCAACGUCCGUCCCCUUGGUCUCCCGUCAGCCAGCAGCGGGGGAUGCCCGGCGUUCCCGAGAGCGGGGCCAAGCUGCCGGGAAUCCUGACGGACCCCCAACCCGCUCACGAUGCCUGUGGAAAGCCUCAGCCGCACAAGAACAGCUUCGAGAAGAUCAUGGACUGUCUCCUGGGCAUGUUCCCCCAUUACACAAGGAGAGUUUUGACUGAGUUUAUCUGCGAGGUUCGCAGGGUGAAUGACGGAUCCCUCUCCGGUUUGGCUUACGAGGAAUGCAUCGCUCGAGUAACUGAGCUCAUCCUUAAUCAGCAGGCUCAGUUUGCAGCCUCGAGUCACCAGCAGACCUCGAGGCCCCAGUCUCCUCGAGCCCCCGGCACUGCCAGCCCACAGCCAGGCUCCAACGCCGGUCACCAGACCUCGAGACCCUCCACCCCAGCAGGUCCCAACUCCCCCAGAGCAGCGUGCUCUGCCUCACAGGCUUGGAGAUCUCUGCACGUCCACUCUGCCUCCGCGUGGGACAAGAAAGACACGGGGACGGCUUUGGACGAAGACCCCUGCAUAAUCUGUCACGAGGAUUUGUCACCGGAGAACACCUGCGUGCUCGAGUGCAAGCACCACUUUCACGUGUUGUGUAUCAAGGCGUGGCUGAGGGAGAACCGUACCUGCCCAACCUGUCGUGUCCACGUGCUGCUGCCCGAAGACUUCCCCACGCUGCCCGGGAAAGCCAGAGUCGCCAACUCUUCGCCCUCUCUCUAACCGGAUUCUCCGAGCCCCGGGGUUAUAAACACAGCGGAGCGCAGAUGCUUUUUAUCCACGUGCUCUUGUUUGCUUCGGUGUUUGGUUGCUGUGCGUGCGUUUCU